AUGCUGUCAUUUUGCUGCCCUGUUGCUCGCGCCUCGCACACGUUCCACUCCACAGAGACCCUCAACUACUGGAUCUCGUGCGGCAUCAUGACGUGCUUCCCGUUCUGGGGCCCAUGUUGCGCGCUCUUCAUUGCGAACUCUUGCACGCCGAUGAACAGGAAGCUCGGUGGCGAGGAGAGGAACGUGGUGAUGAGCCUCAUCUGCACGUGGUGCUGCCCCUGCUGCGUCAUCGCGCAAGACGCUGAGAGCAUGGACCUUCUGGUCGGCGUGAAGACGGGCGUGUGUGGCGUGACCCAGGCCGAGGACUGA
This is a messenger RNA of Prorocentrum cordatum, 309 nucleotides long. NCBI's taxonomy places the organism in Eukaryota, Dinophyceae, Prorocentrales, Prorocentraceae. The record is from the annotation of a GenBank genome assembly.